This is a messenger RNA of Pyrenophora tritici-repentis Pt-1C-BFP, 1113 nucleotides long. Its product is annotated as Abhydrolase-6 domain containing protein. The record is from RefSeq and is a predicted model, not a curated record. Lineage: Eukaryota; Fungi; Ascomycota; Dothideomycetes; Pleosporales; Pleosporaceae.
AUGUGGUCGAUCGCAGCGACGACAGCGCUCAUAGCGCUUCUAUGGCAAGCUGAGGUUGUUACUUUUGGUUAUGGGGGCAGCCUAGAGCCGCGAGAGUUCUUUUACGUUGGGGGCGAGUAUGCAAACCUCACACUUGGAACCUCUACUGCGGAGUACAUGGUUAACCAGAUCUACGUCGAAAAACUUAUUCCGGCAAAAAUUACCCAAAGAUACCCGAUUCUUUUCAUCCACGGAGGCGGACAAACUGCGACGAACUUCCUCGAAACGCCUGAUGGUCGUCCAGGAUGGGCAUCUUUCUUCCUAUCGCAUGGUUACACUGUGUAUCUCAGUGAUCAGCCAUCACGUGGUCGAUCCCCAUGGUUUCCUACAAUGGGAACGAUGUUUGUAGUAAAUACGGCUCAAGUGGAACAGCUCUUUACAGCAACCUCGUCACAUGAUCUCUGGCCCCAAUCAAAACUUCACACCCAGUGGCCCGGUACCGGCAAGGUGGGCGAUCCAGUCUUUGACGCCUUCUACGCAACCCAAGUGCAACUACAAGUCGAGAAUAGGUUGUCCGAAGCCCAGAACGGGAAGGCGUAUACGGCGCUUCUGGAUAAGAUUGGGGCAGCGCAUAUCAUCACUCACAGUCAAGCAGGAGCGUACGGCUGGCGCGUCGCAGAUCUGAGACCUCAUCUUGUCAAGAGCAUUGUUGCGCUCGAGCCUUCUGGUCCACCAUUCGUUGGUAAAAUCUAUUCGACUGGGCCUGCACGACCCUGGGGUAUCACAGAUCUCGAAAUCUCUUAUGAUCCACCUGCAGGCCCGAACGCAACUCAUAUCCAGACUGUGGUUGUUCCAGGAAAGGAUGUGAAUCAUAGCGAAUGCAUCAUGCAGGAUGAGCCUGCAAAGAAGCUGGUGAAUCUAGCGCAGAUCCCUGUAUUAGCAGUCACGUCGGAAGCGAGCUAUCAUGCGCACUAUGACUAUUGUACUGUAGGUUAUAUGAGACAGGCUGGUGUUGAUGUGGAGCAUGUUGAGCUGGCCAAAGAGGGUAUCCAAGGAAAUGGGCAUAUGUUCUUCAUGGAGAAGAACAAUCUCGAUAUUGCCAAAAGAGUCUUGACCUGGAUGAAGAAGCACUGA